Messenger RNA from Morone saxatilis (striped sea-bass), 1494 nucleotides. RefSeq names its product syntaxin-12-like. Gene Ontology annotation, cellular component: synaptic vesicle; endomembrane system; synaptic vesicle membrane. The transcript has 9 exons. The coding region runs from base 611 to 1417 and encodes 268 amino acids. Gene Ontology annotation, biological process: vesicle-mediated transport; intracellular protein transport; vesicle fusion. Gene Ontology annotation, molecular function: SNAP receptor activity; SNARE binding. NCBI's taxonomy places the organism in Eukaryota, Metazoa, Chordata, Actinopteri, Moronidae. The record is from RefSeq and is a predicted model, not a curated record.
GUAGCAACAACUACACUAAUAGUAGUUCAGUAUCAGUAGGAGUGACAGCAAAAGAAAGGUUGUAACUAAUUAUUUUUUGGUAAUGGUAACUGUAAUAGUAUUACUGACUAUUACACUGUGGAAAGUAAUAUUAUUACUAGUAUUUCCCUACUGGCCAUCACUGGUCGUGACACAUAAAGAAGUGACAACAAGAAACACACAGUGAAAAGAAAAAACAAUCAGUGAACUACAUAAGAAACAGAGGUUCCCAGAGAAAUACAGUAGAAAGUUAUGAGUAUGUAUAUUAAAUGUAAGGAAGUAACUUGAAAUCGUGAAUUGAAUUCUAAAGAUAACAAGCUCUUGAUAACGUGAACUUGUGCAUUCCAUAUGUGUACACCACCUUCUCUAAGAUAACAUCUUGUAUGUGUUAAAACUUACUUGGCAAUAAACCCGAUUCUUACUCGCAUUCUGAUUCUGAUUCUCUAAUAACAGUUCCAACAUAAUAACUGAAAUUCACUGAAAUGUAAAAAACAAUUGAAGUUAACUAAAUGUGUCACCCUGUGUGCAGGGUGUGUGUGGAGUGUGUACUUUCUCAGCAGUGUGACACACAGGCUGGUGGCCUACAACCAGGAUGUCCUACAUGAGAGCAGACAGUAGCUGGUCCCAGCCCUGGGACUUCAACAGCCUGGUCCAGACAUGCAGCUCCAACAUCCAGAAGAUCAGCCAGAACUCUGGGCAGAUCAAAAAUCUCCUCUACCAACUGGAGACGAGACAGGAAACCUCAGAUCUCCAGGAGAGGCUCCAAGAGCUCCAGCACUACACCAACCAGCUGGCUAAAGAGACCAACAGACACCUGAAGGAGCUGGGGUCACUGCCCCCCGCUCUGUCUCCAUCAGAACAGAGGCAGCAGAAGCUGCGUAAGGAGCGUUUGAUGAACGAUUUCUCUGCAGCCCUUAACAACUUCCAGGUGGUGCAGCGGAGGGCAGCUGAGAAAGAGAAGGAGUCAGUGGUCAGAGCUCGAGUUGGAUCCAGAGCCACGGGAGACGGAGGCAAUGUGAAUGACCAGCUGGUUACGUUUGAAAAGGAAGAUGAGUGGAGUCAGAGCCAGACUCAAACUGAGGAACCCCACAUCACAGAGGAGGACCUGGAGAUCAUUAGGGAGAGAGAGACUAACAUCAAACAGCUGGAGGCUGACAUAAUGGAUGUGAACCAGAUCUUCAAGGACCUGGCUGUGAUGAUCCACGACCAGGGAGAGAUGAUUGACAGCAUUGAGGCCAACGUGGAGAGUGCAGAGGUUCAUGUGGACAGAGGGGCCGUCCAGCUGCAGAAGGCAGCCUAUUACCAGAGGAAGUCCCGUAAGAGGAUGUGCAUGCUGGCCAUGGUGCUGUCGCUGGUGCUCAUCAUCCUGAUCAUCAUUGUCUGGCAGGCCAUCAAAUGAGAGGAGCCCACUGAUACCUUCAAAUGACUUCCAACGUGUGUGUGUGUGUGUGUGAGCUGUAUGUGUGCACAUUAGUC